UCCCCGCCCACUCCCGCCCGGCCCAGCCCGGCUCCCCUCGGCUCAGCGCUGUGAUUGGGCGGAAGAUGGCGCUGGGCGGAUGGAAAUCCUAAUGACAGUCUCCAAAAUCGCCUCCAUCUGUACCAUGGGCGCCAAUGCCUCAGCUUUGGAGAAAGAAAUUGGUCCGGAACAAUUUCCAGUCAAUGAGCACUAUUUUGGUUUGGUUAAUUUUGGGAAUACAUGCUACUGCAAUUCAGUUCUUCAGGCACUUUAUUUUUGUCGACCAUUUCGAGACAAAGUCUUAGCAUACAAGAAUCAACCAAGGAAAAAAGAGAAUCUCCUUACAUGCUUAGCUGAUCUCUUCUACAGUAUAGCCACCCAGAAGAAAAAAGUUGGAGUAAUACCUCCCAAGAAAUUUAUAACAAGAUUACGAAAAGAAAAUGAGCUUUUUGAUAACUACAUGCAGCAGGAUGCACAUGAGUUCUUAAACUAUCUAUUAAAUACAGUUGCGGAUAUCUUGCAAGAGGAGAGAAAACAAGAGAAACAAAACGGUCGCCUACCUAAUGGCAACAUUGACAAUGAAAAUAACAACCCUCCAGACCCAACCUGGGUUCAUGAGAUCUUUCAGGGAACAUUAACUAAUGAAACCAGAUGUCUUACAUGUGAAACUAUAAGCAGCAAAGAUGAAGACUUCUUAGACCUUUCAGUUGAUGUAGAACAGAAUACUUCAAUCACUCAUUGUUUAAGGGGUUUCAGCAAUACAGAAACUCUGUGCAGUGAAUACAAAUAUUACUGUGAAGAAUGUCGCAGUAAACAAGAAGCACAUAAAAGGAUGAAAGUGAAAAAGCUGCCUAUGAUUCUAGCUCUCCAUUUGAAAAGAUUUAAGUACAUGGAUCAGCUGCAUCGAUAUACAAAACUCUCUUAUAGAGUAGUUUUUCCUUUAGAGCUUCGUUUAUUUAACACCUCGGGAGAUGCCACCAAUCCUGACAGAAUGUAUGACCUUGUUGCUGUGGUAGUUCAUUGUGGAAGUGGCCCUAACAGAGGACAUUAUAUUGCAAUAGUGAAGAGUCACGAUUUUUGGUUGCUUUUUGAUGAUGAUAUUGUUGAGAAAAUUGAUGCACAAGCUAUCGAAGAAUUCUACGGGUUAACAUCAGACAUCUCAAAGAACUCAGAGUCUGGUUACAUCCUCUUCUAUCAGUCUCGGGAUUGAGGGGGAACUACAGUGAAGAGAGAUGUUUAUGCCUCACAUCUUCUCUAUCUUGGAAUGGAGCAAGCACUGAAAAAAAGGAAAGCAGGGAGCUCCAGGGGCAGUAGCACAGUUUGCACACAACUAAGCAAAGUGUUUGGGAUUCUUUGUAUCAUUUGAAUUUAAUUUGCUCAGGUAUCAUGCUGACUACACAUCUCCACUGCACCCAGUAAGCAAAAAGAGAGAUACCAGCCACUCUUGCAGGAGCUUUCCAUUUAUUAUACUGUAUGGUCCUAAUUCAAAGCCCAUUAAGGUCACUGGAGAACCUUUCAUGGACUUCAGUGGAAUUUGCAUCAGGUUCUAACUGCACUGCCACGUUGGUGCAAUAGGAGAGAUAGCAAACUGUAUUUUAUACAGACUUUGUGCAUAAAAGGUAAAGAACUCUUUGUGAACUUAGUUUCUUGUGCUUGAAGUUUAAAAUAAUGAGGGUGGAAGGGUUAACAUGUAAAGAAGAAGAUAUAUCUGGGCCCAACACAGUUGCCUUCUUGAUGGUAGUAGGUUAAGUGAAGAUGUAAACUGGUGUCAGGGAGGCAAGUAUGUUUUGCUUCUCUGAAGAAGCUUACACUAUUUAUAAUAUGUGAUCAGGAACAAUCAGUCAAGAUUUUAAUCUCCGUAUGGGGAACGAUUUGGUUUGUAAGAGUUUAUUUUUAUUUAUAAAUUAUUGUAACUUAGGAUCUUGUGUAUUGUCCUUUAUUCUAACAAGUAUUCGAGAUUUUAUAUAUUGAUUUGAAAUAAAAAUAAUUAUGUUUAAAUGUUAUAGAAGAGCCAAUAUAAAUUCCAUAAACAAUUCCUACAAUGUCUGUAAAAAAUGAAUAACACAGAAGUGAGAUUUCCUUCUGGAGAAACUGGUAUCUAAGUGAGGUACUUUGUUUAAUUAAAUUUGAGUAUCUUCUUUCCAUUAAUGAAUGAAAAAAAAAUUAUUUAUUACAUAGAAGACUUCAAGAGGACGUAUCAUAGGAAAAUGAUGGUGCAGUGGUGGUAUACUGGUCUUUCUAGUUCUUUAAUAAUUUGUUAAGGUUUCAUACUCUAAGCAAAUUAGAAUUAUUUGGAUCAAGGAACUUUUCAGAAUAUUAGUUGCUCUCCUAAAAGUGGGUCAAUUUCCAUUUCCAAUGGAAUGGGUGACUAUCUUAAAAACCACUCAAGGUCUAAAGUAUAAAUUAUAUGUGAGCAGGAAAAAGAAAUAGGCUUGGAGUUUCACAAGACCAAAGAUACCACAUUCCUUUAAAACACUGCAGUCCUAUAGGGGGGCAGUUUCUGAAACUAAGCAGUUAAUUUGCUCUAGGUUUAUGAAACAGCAUUCAGAAUGAAAUCUUGACAAAAUACCUGAUCUGUAAGAAAUGUGAACUAUUGUGGUUUGACAUUAUUCUGCUUACCAGGAUGUUGUUUGACAGUAGCUGAAUGUAACUUCUGGAAAGUCAUGGGAUGUGCAUUCCAGAUUAUGGCAAUCAGGCCUUGGGUGUCCUUGUCACUCCCCCUGCAAUUAGUGAUUUUUAUGUUACUGUAGCUUUCUAAGGUUAUUUUAUUGAUACUGUUACAACUUCUACAAAGAAUAUCUCCUGUCUGCUGCUAUAACUAUUUACUUAGCUGUAUCUUUUAGCUCAGGAAAUGGCUUCACCUAUUCUUUCAGUUGAACAAAUCUUUAACAGGGCCAUCAAACUAAUUGGGCUAUUUAGCAACAGUCAUACUGUAACAAAUUACUUUUUGUAAAAUGCAAAGUUUCUAAAGCCUUGGUUUGGCUAAAAUUCUUUUAUAUAUAUAGUGAUUAAACUACCAGCAUUAUAAAGUACAACUUAAAUAUUGCGAGAGAUGCAGAAAAUAUGAUUGGAUUUUUCUUGAAGGAUUCAAAUAAUUUUAAAACCUUUUUUCAGCUUUCUGUGGGAUUCAUCCCUUUUCUAAGGGGUGAAUCAGCUGGAUAAUGGUGCAUGACAGAAUGAUGAAGUCCUUUGCAUACUAAAGGUACAGUAUUUUAAAAGAACUGUCACAUUACUUUUUGCUUAUUGAAAAUGGGUUUUUUUCCUUUUUUUUUUUUUUUUUUUUUUUUGGUGUUGUUAAAAGCUAAGGCUAGUUGCUAAAUAUUUUAUACCCUAACAAAAUGUAAAACAUUUUUGUUGUAUCACUGGUUUUACUCCUGCAAUGUAUUUUUAUAAGAUACUGACUUUUUUUUUUUUUUUUUUUGUAUAGGGUUUUUGAGAUAGUAUUCCAAAUUAUGUAUUUAAUUUUUCUUUUAGUGCAGCUGAAAUAAUUGUAAGUUCUUAAUUAAACUGAUACCAGAAACUGCAACUUAAAACAAAAAUCAAAGAGGCAAGGAAGUAAAAAAUAUAAGUGGUUGGUAUGUAAAACAUCGUAGGUUUUUUUUUUUCUUGGCUGUAAUACAGUGGGGAUAGUGGAAAAGUUGUCAGUUGUUGUAAAUGGUGGAAAUUAUUUGCUGUGUAACUAUGUAAAUGUUAAUUGGGACUGCAGUCCCCUAUUUUGUAUAUUGGAGCAAAAAACUUCUAUUAAAUAAAGUAUGUUCUCUAAAGGUAAGUACUGGAUCCUUUGUGAAGCCCGAAUGGUUCGGCAGCUGCCUUGUGUGCUUUUUUUGUUUUCAAACCAAAAAAGUAUCUGGAAUUCCCUGCAUUAAACUAACUGAAUGAG
Messenger RNA from Calypte anna (Anna's hummingbird), 3859 nucleotides. RefSeq names its product ubiquitin specific peptidase 12 (gene USP12). The record is from RefSeq and is a predicted model, not a curated record. Gene Ontology annotation, biological process: protein deubiquitination. The transcript is spliced from 9 exons. Lineage: Eukaryota; Metazoa; Chordata; Aves; Apodiformes; Trochilidae. The coding region runs from base 80 to 1189 and encodes 369 amino acids. Gene Ontology annotation, molecular function: cysteine-type deubiquitinase activity; cysteine-type endopeptidase activity. Gene Ontology annotation, cellular component: nucleus; cytosol.